AAUAAUUCUAACUGGAAGGUGCUAUGUCAUGAAGCAUGUUUCGGUAUCAUUAUUUACUUUUGCUUAUUAUUGGGUUUGAUUUGGUUUACGUAGAGUCAGAGUCCAAUGAGAAUCAAAAUAUUACAUUCACACAUUUGGUUGAUGUGGGGUCAACUGAUUUCAAUGGAGAAUCUUAUAAAGAACAUGAAUUAAAUAACAAAGACAAAUCUGAAGCUAAUGAAGACUUUAUUUCCGAAGAAGGAAAUGGAAAGGAAUGGUCGGACUAUAAUCAUGAAGGAAAGGACCAGCAGGACAAAACGUCUGAAGGAAAGGACCAAAAGAACAACACUCCUGAAGAAAACGACCAACUAAACAAUACUCCUGACAAUGUUUUUAUCAGGCCAUUGCAGUCAGGUGACACUUUUACUCCAAAGGACUUGUUACCGCUUACUGUAUUGUUGCUGAGCAAAGUGGAAAAUCCAGGAGAAGGUAAAGGAAUUGUCACUUCAUCAAAAAGUCCCGAAGAACUGGCGGAUAAGAUCUUUGCAGGAUACUUUUUAACCAAGAAAAUGGUGGUUUUCUUGAUAGAAGAAGACCUCAGUGGUUUAGAUGCACUUCAAGCUCUAGCAUUAGACAAAACAGCUUUGACACAACCGAGGCAAGGAAAUUCAUUACAUACAGUAAAUAUGGAAGGGAUGAAGCUUGAUGUCGAGGAUAAGCCCAGGAGAUGCGAAUUAACAUUACUGUUUAAGAGAGAAUCUGCACCAACGACUUCUUCGAAACCUGGCCUAAGACGGAGACACAAAAAACGUCCGAUCACUCCACCUCCUGGCACAAUUUUGAAAUUGGAAAAAAAUAUGCAACCGAAUAGGCAUCUGAUACUUAACCAUCGAGGUCGCAAGACAAAUAAAGGGACGAAACAUAUACAAAGAGACAUAGAUCCAGACUAUGACAACGAAGACAAAAAGUCUAAGCUAAACAGAGAGCGUGGAGAGACGAAGAAGAAAGCAAAAGAACGUACACCAAAAAAUAAUAAAAAUAAUAAACGCAACCGCAAACCAAGUACAGAAAAUACAACCAAGAAACCGAAGAAGAAGGCCAAACGUAAUAAUAAUAAUAAGAAGAACAUUACAGAGAAAUUUGAAAAAAAUCGGUUGAGAAGUGACGUAGCUGCUAGCGUCAGUGCCGGCAUCAGCAUCACCAGCAGCAAAACUAAAUCCGGUAUUGUAAAGAACGGUCUCACCACUACAAUGAAACCAGUGUGCACUUGGCGAUAUAUCUGUGAAAAUCCUUUGAACUUAGAUACCUGCAAAUUACACACGUCGUGCCUCGAUGAUAGCAACAAUACACCUAAAAUAGACAAUACAUUCGUAGACUAUGGAGAAAAAAAGAAAUUAGAUGAAGAAAACAAGUUAAAUAUGCGAUUCCGGAAAAUGUUUGGCUUAUCAAUUUUGGACGAAGAAGUUGAAAAAAUUAUUCAACACCACAUUCUAAUAACGCACCCAGAAAAUAGCAUGAACGCACCUAUCCAGGAUAGAAUUGAAUCUCUCGACGAGUAUUUCACUAGAAUUAUUAUGUAUCAGAACACGCAAUUGUCAACCCCGAGACCCCUUUCAAUAGACAAUAAUGAUGAGAACGACAGUUCUAGUGGAAUUCAGCAUAAUGCGGCAGAAGAUGAAACUAAUGGUGGUGGACUUUACCGGUGGAAAAAAGAUGGGGAGUUAAGAAGCGCAAACCAUAAGCCAGCCAACAAAACGUCGGUUAUUAAAGAAGAAGAAGAAGAAAAAAAGAGCAUACUGAGGGCACCUGUCACCACUACUGCAAAACGUAAUAAUCGAUUAAAAUAAAACAUUCUUCUAUA
This is a messenger RNA of Spodoptera litura, 1840 nucleotides long. The record is from RefSeq and is a predicted model, not a curated record. NCBI's taxonomy places the organism in Eukaryota, Metazoa, Arthropoda, Insecta, Lepidoptera, Noctuidae.